This is a messenger RNA of Drosophila ficusphila, 2195 nucleotides long. RefSeq names its product GATOR complex protein NPRL3 (gene Nprl3). The record is from RefSeq and is a predicted model, not a curated record. Lineage: Eukaryota; Metazoa; Arthropoda; Insecta; Diptera; Drosophilidae. Gene Ontology annotation, cellular component: GATOR1 complex. The transcript has 2 exons. Bases 252 to 2087 code for a protein of 611 amino acids. Gene Ontology annotation, biological process: positive regulation of autophagy; negative regulation of TORC1 signaling; TORC1 signaling.
GGUAUAAUCCACAGAAAGAAAAAAGGUCACAUUGCUGCAAAAUCUGUUGGAUAAACAAAAAUAUUAUAUUUUUAUAUUUUAAAUUGGCACCAAAUUACUUAAUCUGCCACUUUUAGGUACAUUUGCAAAAGUUUGAAGGCUGGCCGCGCUGUUGCUAAUGAAAACUCGAAAUUUAAAAAUUAAUCUUUAUGUCCAUUAUGAUAAUAAAACCAUUUUACUUUCUGAAGAUUUAGAAAGAACCUUAUAUCGCCAUGGAGACGAAUGUAAAUCCCCUGGCCGUAAUCCUUGUGUACUUCGAUAGCAAGGGGGAUCGGCUACUAUAUAGAUAUCCCUAUCAGACUCUUGGUCAAACGGAAGUCGCUAGCGACGAGCAGCGAAAGACCAGGAAGCGCAAUCCCUAUGCCGUGGCCAACGUGGAUGACCUGUUGCAGACGUCCACUCACUUGGGGACUUCAAAAAGCCAAGGACAACUUCAGGGAUUCGCAGACGAGGUGCUGUCGGCUCUAUUUGCCGUCAAGCCGCAGCUCUGCAACCAGAAAUUUGAGCUGAAGCUGAACGAUGUUCGGUUUGUAAGUCAUCCAACGUCGAUACCACACAAGGAGCAAAGGAGUGGAGCCAUGGCCAAGAACCAGAUGCUCAUCAAUAUUGUGUUUGCGCUCCAUGCUCAGGCCAGCUAUUCCAUUGUGAAGUGCUACCAUGAAUUGAGCAAGCGACUGGGGUUGGCUCUGAAAUUCGAGGAACAACGUAGUGGAUACCUCACAGAGCAAACAGCUCACAUGGCCCGCACCCACGACGAGCAACAGCAACAGCCGCUGGAACGCACGCUCGAGCUGAUCGCAGAGCGUUGCAGCCUGGCACAGGCUUUGCGGUCCAUCUUUCACGAUCUGUGCACCACCGGCCUGCUGAGUACCUCGCUGAAUAACAACCUAACGCUUUGCUUCUGUCUGCCGGCCAAAGCGCACCAGCUGCAUAAGAAAGGAAGCAUGGUGGAUCCGGAGACCAUUGACCGCUGUCUUCGUGCGCUGAAGCCGUAUCACGGCAUGUUGCUACUAGUGGACUUUGCUGAGUUGCUGGACUGCGUUCCGCCGACGGGGGCUCGCAUGCUUUGGCAAAUGGUAGACGCCUACAAUCCCCUGAUCAGCCUUCAAAGCAUGGCUUCGAAGGCCGACCUGAGCAUCGAGCACGUGUACAAGCUCGUCUCGCAUUUGGUCUACUGGGCUAAGGCCACUAUUAUUUAUCCACUCUGCGAGACAAACGUCUAUGUGAUUGCUCCAGAUGCGCCGCUGCACACCAAGUCCCACUUGGUGGAGAAAUUCUCUGCCCGUUUUGCGGGCAUGUCGCUGUUCGAAGUGAUUUCGGAUUUCUCGCUGCCCACAUCGAUUGGCCAUUUAACUACGCCCUUGCAACAGCCGGCACGUCAGGGUAUCCUCGCCCAGAUGGUUAUUUGGAUGCUGCAGCAUCAUCUGCUUAUGCAGCUGCACACCUACGUGCAGUUUAUGCCCAGCGAGGAUGAGUUCGGGGAUUCGGCUUCUUGCAGUAACCAGCUAAGAGAUGCCAUUAGCGAUGAGGAGGGAGACCAGGAGCAGGACGCAGACGAGUUGCACGAGGGGUCCAUGUUGAGCAUGUCCAGUCAACCGCUGCCCGUGCCAGCAGUCUUAAUUGGCGGCCAUCGGCGCGACAUGUCCGAGGAUCACUCUUCCCUGGCCUCCGACAACAUUGCCGUGCAGCCGUCGUCCAGCCACAAGUCCAACUUCAGCAUCACCGCCUCGAUGAGCACGGAUAACUGCGACAGCCUGGACUCCAUGGAGGACGAACAGAAGCUCAAGGAGCUUCUGCAGGUUUUCAGCGACGCAGAUAGAGGCGCCAUCCGUCGAAUUCCCGCUUCCGCCAAUGUAGACGAUCUGUCGCUGUUGGUGAAGCUCUACCAGAUGGGCUACUUUAAAAGCGAGCACCACUUGGAGGAGAUCAUGUAUUUCGAAAACCUGCGACGAUCGCAGCUAUUGCAAUUGCUUGAUAAGUUUAGGGAUGUGUUGAUCAUCUACGAGACCGAGGACCCGGCAAUCGCUUCCAUGUACAACCCUAAGUAGAUUGAGUCGAAUUUGCCAUUCCAUUGCCAAAAGUGUAUGAUGAAUGUCUUUGGUAGUUGAGAAUCUAAUCUAUUAAAUACAAGAAUAAUUUACUAGUCUAAAAACAAA